Messenger RNA from Conger conger (European conger), 809 nucleotides. Its product is annotated as oligodendrocyte transcription factor 3-like. NCBI's taxonomy places the organism in Eukaryota, Metazoa, Chordata, Actinopteri, Anguilliformes, Congridae. The coding region runs from base 1 to 702 and encodes 233 amino acids. The transcript has a single exon. The record is from RefSeq and is a predicted model, not a curated record. Gene Ontology annotation, molecular function: protein dimerization activity.
AUGGAUUCCGACGCCGGAUCAAACUCCAGCCGCUCCUCCUCCCCGGAGCUGGUCGAAGGGGGCAUAUUUUCCACCCGCAUGUUCCAGGCCUUCUACCAGGAGGGGGGCACUUGCGGGCCCGUUCGGCCCGGGCUGGAGAACGCGGGCAGGAGCAAAGCCAAAGGCAGCAAGGAGCCCGGAAAAGAAGUGGUACAGGACCUGCGGCUGAAGGUGAACAGUCGCGAGAGGAAGAGGAUGCACGACCUGAACCAGGCCAUGGACGGGCUCAGGGAGGUCAUGCCCUACGCCAACGGCCCGUCCGUCCGGAAGCUGUCCAAGAUCUCCACCCUGCUGCUGGCCCGCAACUACAUCCUGAUGCUCUCCAGUUCCCUGGACGAGAUGAAGAAGCUGGUGGGUGAUGUGUACGGGGGCAGCCACCAGGCGCACAUGGCCCGCUGUGCCCCUGCCCCACCCCAGGUUCCCCUGUACCCGCUGGGUCACUCCCUGCCCUCCCUCAUGGGCACAGCCACCACACCCCCUAGCCAUGUGCCUCCCUCUGCCGCCUACCUGGGCUUUCACACCACGCACGAGAGCCCCCUGAAGGACACACCUCACCUCCACGGCUCCUUCCGGCACUUUCCAGGCAUGGCCUGUCCUUGCUCGCUCUGCCAGCCUCUCUCCUCCUCCUUGCCCAGGAUGCCCACCCUGUCCUUGGGUAAGUGACCAGUGGAGUCCCAGGACUGAACUCUGCCAUGCAGGCCAUAAAAGGACACACAUUGCAUUCCUUGAAGAAUUGUGAGGAGGGAAUAUACUGCAAUUUGUAAAUUGUA